Trifolium pratense (red clover) is the source of this 1878-nucleotide messenger RNA. RefSeq lists its product as uncharacterized. The transcript is spliced from 3 exons. Lineage: Eukaryota; Viridiplantae; Streptophyta; Magnoliopsida; Fabales; Fabaceae. Gene Ontology annotation, biological process: meristem development; meristem maintenance. Bases 1 to 1878 code for a protein of 625 amino acids. The record is from RefSeq and is a predicted model, not a curated record.
AUGGAGGUCAAGGAAGAUUUCAUGACUUCUCCUGCUGGUGACAGUAAACCCACUUUCAGAACUGCCCAUUUUCUUAAACCCAUUGCAAACCCCAUUGAAGAACCAACUUUUAACCUCAACACAUCAUCUUCUUGUUCUGUUUUUGAACCAAAAGAACGGUCUUUGAAGAUCCAUUUCAACGGGUGGCGCUACCCACACACCAAAUGGGUUACUUGGGUAGAUCAACUUAAACCCAAGUAUGAAUCAGUGUGGAAGAAAGCUGGAAUCUUUGAAGCUAUUAUGAGUACUAAGAGUCACAUAAUUAAAAAUCAAGACUUGGUUUAUGGGGUUGUUGAGAAAUGGUGUUGUGAGACAAAUACAUUUGUGUUUCCAUUUGGUGAGGCAACUAUCACUUUGGAGGAUAUCAUGGUUUUGGGGGGUUACCCUCCCUUUGGUAAUCCUGUUUUCACAUCACUUGAAAAUGAGGAAAUGAGAGGUAGAGAAGAAGCUCAUCAUUGCUAUACAGGAGAGGACUGUAAACAGGUUAGUACCUUCGACAUCGAUGUGGAUGGAUACUUUUAUUGUUCUUUGUUUCCUAUUGCUGUUUGUCUUGCUAGAGGGAACCCAAUUGCUUUGGCACCUGCUGUUUUGGCUAGCUUAUAUAAGGAUUUGAGUAUGUUUAAGAAAACCAUUGUUGAUUUGAAAAAAUGUCCUGAUAAAUUUCACUUGGUGUUGGAUAUUAAUCUACAAUCACCCUUUUACUUAGUUCAAGUUUGGGUUUGGGAGAGGUUCAAAAAUUUGCAACCACAGCCAAACUCGAUAAAAAAUGGAGACCAUGUAUUGUUCAAAUGGCAUAAUGUUAAACCCUUGAAAAUUGAAAAUGUGAGGUUUGAAUUAGAUUCAGCUAUGGAUGAUUUUCUUUGGCGUCCGUAUGUUCGAUAUGCUGAUAAGUGUAGAGUGUUUUAUCCAGAUGAUGAAAUUGUGGUACCAUUUAAGAAAGAGUUGAUGGAUGAACAAAUGCUCUCAUUUGUCAUAUGCCUGCGAGUUUCUGAGCUAGUUGGAUUUGAAUCUAUAGAGCAAUAUUUACCACAUAGAGUUGCUAUGCAAUUUGGAUUGGAUCAAGAUCUUCCAGGUUACGUGUCUAGAUUCAAUGCGACUAAAGACAUUGCUUGGAAAUCUUACAGCAGACCCUUCUCUGAUUCUGAUAAAAGUUUAUAUUUUCCAUCUAGAUCUUUUGAGGCUGAUGUUACCACGCGUUAUGCGAAUUGGUGGGAAAAAUCGGUAUUACGUCCUCAGGGUUUCGUUAAGAACGUUGUUCCCCAGAAGAGAAGUGCAACAACUUCAUCAAAAUGUAGACCGCAUUCUAAGAUUCCACAUCCUAUUCCUAAACUUGUUGGUUGCACUGUUACUAUUGGAAAAUCUUGUGGUUAUGGUUCAAAAACUAGCAAGGGUUAUAAUAAUACAGUUAGUGAUGAUGUUCCUUCUAAUUUUCUUCCUAAACUUUCGAAAACUAGGCUCUCUGAAAAUUAUGUUCAAGAUUGUUUGAAAGCUGGUGAAAAUAUUGAUGCUGGUGCUUCUUCAAGUUUACCUCCAAAACAGAACACUCUGACUCCUUCGAUAUAUGUUGAGAAUUGUAAGCAUGUGUUGGAGGAUGGAAAUGAGAGCAAAGAAGUAUGGCUGUCAAGUGACAUAAUCUGCGAAUCCGGGACUCAAGAAGGAAGAUACACCGAUUUAUGUGAAGUAAUCGUAGCAGAACUUGAAGAAAGGGUUAGCCGACCCGAAAGAGUGCAUAGAGAACUAAAGAAAGCAUGGUUGUUACUGAGAAGAAACAUGACAGAAACGGAUUUCAAGGCAAUAAGGGCUUUUGUUGUAGAGGUUUGGUCACAUUUGAAAACAUGA